Messenger RNA from Geodia barretti, 906 nucleotides. The record is from the annotation of a GenBank genome assembly. Lineage: Eukaryota; Metazoa; Porifera; Demospongiae; Tetractinellida; Geodiidae.
AUGCUGGAUAACGAAAACCUUGAUAUUGUCAGUAUCGCGACGUGGCAUAAACUCCAUGCACCCAUGGCAAUCGCAGCGUGUGCGCGAAGUCCAAAGGCAGUACUCUGUGAAAAACCGAUGGGUGUAAGUCUCGGUGAAUGUGACGAAAUGUUAAUCGCCGCGAAUCGAAGCAGUGUCAAGGUCGUCAUCGGGCAUCAACGCCGCUUCAAUUCCGCAUGGACAGAUGCCCGCAACCUCAUUGCUGCGGGGGCGAUCGGUGAACCCCGACAGAUUGUCUGUCACGGCGGUCAAGGGUUACUGAAUGACUGCUCACACCUCUUUGAUAUGAUGCGCUAUGUCAUCGGUGACCCGGAUCCGCAAUGGGUUGUCGGUAACGUUGAACGGAAAACGGAACGUUACGAGCGAGAUAUUCAGAUUGAGGACCGGAGUGCUGGAAUUAUCGGCUUUUCAAACGGUUGCAUCGGUAUGCUCUUGCAGGAAAUUGGUAGACCGAACUAUCAAGGUGGAAUCGUCUACGGAACAGAUGGUAUCGCAGAUGUAACGGAGGGGCGCGUCCGUCUCCUCAACAAUAAAGCUACAGACUGGGAAGAACGUCCCUCCGAUGGAAGGGACCAGCACGUCGCACAAGCAACCGAGCUGGUUGAAUGGAUCGAGGGCGGGCCUGAACACCGCGGUGAGGCAAAACAUGGGCGUGCUGCUAUUGAAAUUAUAAUGGCGAUCUAUGAAUCCGCACGUAUGCACGAAGUCGUCCAAUUGCCGCUGCGGACGCAUGCCAAUCCGCUGGAUUUGAUGAUUGAAAGCGGAGAUUUGCCUAUUGAACGCCCAGGGCGUUACGACAUCCGUGCAUUUUUGUUACACGGCGAAUCAAUGAAACCUGCACGGGUAAAAGUCGCCUACGAGAAUUAG